CCAGUGGAGUGAUUCAUGAUAAUUCGACAUGGAAAAAUUGCAACGAAAUUACUUGGACUUAAAAAUAAACUUGAUCUGCGUAGUAUAAAAACCAUUCAGUAAGAAUUACACAACAAAUUGUGUUUUAUCAAUUUUGGCGUUUUAUCGGUUUAAAGCACAAAUCAAACAGUGCUGAUUUAGUUCAUCGGUCGACUACUUGUUCCAGAGGCCAUUGUCCAAGAGUUGCACGUGUGUACACCGUAUGAUCGGUAUUUGCAUUAGUUCAAGAAAGUGAAACACUAGAUCACGUUCACAGCCUAAUCUAUUGCAUUUAAAUGUAUGCAAUUUUAACUGAAUAUGGUGUGCCAACAUAGAAACUGUUUGAAACCCUAUACAUACGGAUGCACGGACGACAUAUUGGGAUUCCUUUGCACGGAAUGUCGUGCAGAAUGGUUAAAAGAGGAAUAUACUCACCGAACCGGCACAACCGGAUUUACUUUCCAGAAUACAGAUUACUGGAAACAAGCCAACAACUACAAGAGAGAAGAUGGAGUAUUUCAAUUAUCAUCCAACCGCACACAAUUAGAAAAAAAGGCAUGCAAACUACUCAAACCUGGUGACCAUAUUGCAUGGAACCGAAAAUACGGCUAUUAUCACCACGCAAUAGUCGUGUUUGUUGAUUAUCUAAACAAAAAUUGUUUUUGGGUUAUUAGUUAUACUAGUGGCACAGAACACACUAGUGAGAAUACGGAGGGCAAAGGGAGAAUCAUUAUGAAAUGGAUAAAUAUGGAAGAGGAAAAUGGUGACCUGUUUCGUGUAGAUUACCUUCCAGAGGUAACAGAGGUUAAUACAGUUGAAUUGGUUCUUGCCAGGUCGUAUGCUAGACUGGGCGAAACAAAAUACUCCCUUUUGUUUAACAACUGUGAAACAUUUGCUACAUUUGGUAAAACGGGUGUCAGUGAAUGUUGUCAUUGGAGGCACGCUUUAGAAAAUGUUACAAACAUGUUGUUUAUGGAAAUAACACGUUUGAGUGCGAACAGAAUGGCAUAUUUACUGAUACGAGAAAUUACAAACCGUGCAGUAAAGGAAGCGAACAAAGGUAAACUCAUCGUUGAAGUUUCUGAAUUUUUAAAAAUGGCAAACAUAUCUCCUAGUCGGAUUGGACAAGGGAUAACGAUUAUUGCGAUAACAGGACUUAUGAUCUGGAAGAUAUAUAAAAUAUAUUCUAAAAGACGAGAUGGUCACAUGUCGUUGAAUGCUUUUAUAGAAACGGCCAUGCAAACAAUUAUACAGGGUUUAGGGCCUGCCAUAGGUUUUGGUUUUGAUGGUGAAAUCAUUGAAAAAUUAAUAAGCAGUGCCGUGCCAGGAAUGGAAACGUACUUAAAGACAACGUUAGGGAGUGUCAUUGGUGCUCUUUCUAGAAUGUUUAUUGGCUAUUUUACCGGGAAUCUACUCGUACCAAAAAUAAGCCAACGUAUAACAAAAAAACUUGUCAGAGAUGACAAACGAAUCAAACGUUUCAAUGAAAUAGCGCCAGGUGACCAUAUCAUUCAUUAUGGUUGGAUUCUUCACCAGAGCUGUCAUGCUAUUGUUGUAGGAAUCGACAUUGAUAAUAAAUCAGAAAAUCUGAAAAUACGAGUAAUCAAGAAUACGUAUAAAAAAGGCGUUAUUAAAGAUUGUUUAAUGGUCAAAUAUGCUCUGCGAAAGAAUCAAAAUACAACAGAUACUUGUAAUGAUCACGAACACAUUGAGAUUAUAGAUCCUAUCUACAAGGUGGUCUAUAGUGACGACGAAGCAAACACAUCUGAUAAAGUUGUUAUCAGAGCUAAAGAAAAACUCGGUCAGAGUUGCUAUUCUAUGUUUCGAUUCAACUGCAAAGACUUUGCAUUGUGGUGUAAGUGUAAACAAUAAUUUAACUCUUCCGGUAAGUUUGUUUACGGACAUUAACCUUUUCAUCACCAUAAUUAUGCUUCCCCGUUACGUCCGACCAGGUCUAAUUGACCUUCGAUCCUACAAUACGGCUUCAUCAUUUUCAAAGCUUGCAGAUAUUCGACGCCAUUUCAUACGAAUUCCCGUACACUUUCUCCCAAACUCAAUGAUGUAUCACAAAUGACAAGAUAAUUCUCAGAGUGCCGUGUGCAUAAUUUCGAUUUAAAAACCUCAGUGUAGGCAAUAUUCAACCAAUAAGUAAACAUCAUAUUGCAGCACUACACUGAGGAAUGCUCUGGUCGACAAUAUUGGUAUACGUUUUAAAGGGGCAGAUAAUAUAAUAAAUACAUGUAGAUAAUCACAUAUGUAAUAAAGCGAAUCAUUUACAUCAUCAAAAUCAACACCGUCAAAGUUGUCAUCAAACUCAUAUUAUUUUCAUAUUAUAUCGUCGCCAUCCUCAUCAUCAUCGUCAUAAUUUACAGAAAUAUUAUCAGCAGCAUUUUUUCAUGACCAUAUUAUCAAUAUUGCAACCAUCAGCCAAUACCCAUCCGCAUUGAUCACACGGAAUACUCACAUCUGGUUACUGAAGUAUUGGUGUAAACCAUGCGAUUAAUACUGUCAUAAUGAUGAUGAAUUUAUCGUGUAUUAUAUAUUGAUUACAAUGAUAACAUGACACUAACAUGAUGAUUGUUAAGAUGAUUACGACGAUAAAAUCUACGAAGAUGUAGAUAAUGGCGGUGGUGGUGGCAUGAUAUUGUUGAUUAUAAAAAUGAACAUGAUGACGUGUG
Molecule: messenger RNA, 2696 nt
Organism: Dreissena polymorpha
Lineage: Eukaryota; Metazoa; Mollusca; Bivalvia; Myida; Dreissenidae
Exons: 2
Coding region: 337-1890 (517 amino acids)
Source: RefSeq, a predicted model, not a curated record